AUGCAUCCUUUUGACUUCCUGACUGCACUUUGCUUGGGAAUAGUCUCCGCUACUAUAGAGCUUGAUCAAAGUUUAGAUGCACAGUGGAUCCGGUGGAAGGAGACACAUGGAAAACAAUAUGGUGUGGUUGAAGAAUGCAGAAGAGCCGUGUGGCAGAAGAAUAUGAAAAUGAUUAUGCAGCACAAUAGGGAAUACCUUCAAGGGAAACAUAGCUUCUUGAUGGCAAUGAAUGGCUUUGGUGACAUGACCGAUGAAGAAUUCAGGCACAUGAUGAUUGGUCUUAAAAUCCAAAAGAAUGAGAAUGGGACAGUGUUUAAAGUCCCUUUCCCUGCUGGUAUUUCCUUACCUAUGAAUAGGAGACAGACACCUGAUAUUAGUCUUGGUCGGUGUGCUUCUGGCUGGGCUUUUAGUGCAACUGGUGCCAUCGAAGGACAGAUAUUCCGGAAAUACGGCAAACGUGUUUCCUUGAGUGUGCAGAACCUCCUGGACUGCUCUCAGGCUGAAGGCAAUGAGGGCUGCAAUGGUGGUCUAAUGAGUAAUGCCUUCCAGUAUGUUAGGAACAACAGAGGUCUGGACACAGAAGAAUCCUAUCCAUAUGUUGCAAGAGAUGGACCCUGCAAAUACAGGCCUGAGUAUUCUGCUGCCAAUGUCACUGCCUUUCAGACAAUUCCUAGGCGGGAGGAGGCCCUCUUGGUGGCAAUGAAAAACAUGGGAUCCAUCUCUGCUGCUAUAGAUGCAAGCUUGGAUACCUUCCGCUUCUAUAAAGGAGGCAUUUAUUAUGAUCCAAAGUGCAGCAGUGAAGACCUGAAUCACGGUGUUCUGGUGGUUGGCUAUGGCUUUCAAGGAAAAGAAUCCGAUAACCAAAAAUAUUGGUUUGUCAAGAACAGCUGGGGCACUGACUGGGGCAUGGGUGGCUACAUAAAAAUGGCCAGAGACCGGAAUAACAACUGUGGAAUCGCCACCAGGGCCAGCUUUCCUAUCGUGUGAGAUGAUGGUGAUGAAGAAGGCCUUGACUGAUAACAGAAUAUCCAGGAAAUGUAUUUUAUUCUAAAGUUGAUCACAUCUUAUUUUGUGGGGUAAAACACUUGAAUCACUGGAGAUCCAAGUUGUGACGAAUUCUGUUAGUGUUUACGCUGGUGACGAAACUACUUCUUUAAUCCCUGCUCUAAUCAACAGUGUGUGAUUAAGUUGCUUAAUAACUUUUGAAUGUUCAUGUUUUAAUUUUUUAAAAUUUAUUUUUGAAAGAGAGACAGGCAGACAGGGUGUGAGUGGGGGAGACCAG
This is a messenger RNA of Herpailurus yagouaroundi (jaguarundi), 1282 nucleotides long. RefSeq names its product procathepsin L-like. The record is from RefSeq and is a predicted model, not a curated record. Gene Ontology annotation, biological process: proteolysis. Gene Ontology annotation, molecular function: cysteine-type peptidase activity. The transcript has 7 exons. Lineage: Eukaryota; Metazoa; Chordata; Mammalia; Carnivora; Felidae. Bases 1 to 987 code for a protein of 328 amino acids.